Messenger RNA from Ramularia collo-cygni, 783 nucleotides. RefSeq lists its product as uncharacterized. Bases 1 to 783 code for a protein of 260 amino acids. The record is from RefSeq and is a predicted model, not a curated record. NCBI's taxonomy places the organism in Eukaryota, Fungi, Ascomycota, Dothideomycetes, Mycosphaerellales, Mycosphaerellaceae. The transcript has 3 exons. Gene Ontology annotation, molecular function: protein binding.
AUGCAGCUCGUUCAAGAAGCCUACAUGCAGGCUCUCAAAACGCCGACCAUUACCCUCGUUGUCGGCGACACAGGACACAGCGUUCCAUGCGUGCUGGCCUUCCUCGCUCUCCAUUCCGAGUACUUUGCCAAAGUCCUCUCCAAGCCUGGCGCUUUGGAAGACGGUCAAGCCCAGCUCCAGCUGCAGCGUGUCACUUUGAGCUCGGUGGAGACUUUCGUGCAUUGGUGCUACAAGUGCCAAUACCUCGAUCUUGCUGUGAAAGAGGGCGCCACAGUGGAAGAGCUUCGCAACGACAAGGAUACGCUGAUUGAUUUGUGGGUCUUCACUGAUGAACACAACAUCAGCUGCCUCCAAAAUGAGGCAAUGACCUGCCUCCGUGGACUCCUUGGCACACAUCCAUUCCUUCUCACCCCACAAGACAUCAGGUUCAUCUUCUCGCGCACACCCGAACCAAAUUCCCCACUGCGCCGCCUCGCYAUCACCAUUCUGGUCGCACAGCUACAUACAGCCCCCUCCACCACCAAGAUCGAAGACUUCGACGACCUAUUCUUCAAGGGCGCCAUCACCAUGAUCUUCCAUUCCACAAGGAACUGGAACUUGUUUGAGCGCAAGCACAAGGAACUCAAGGAGAAGACCCUACUGGCACUGCUGGGCACGCCGCAAAUGGUAAAGCUGCUAAGUGUGCGCGAGGAGGAGCCGGCGUUGUGGGUGUUGGCUUUGUGUGGAAUUGCCCCCAAGGCUUCGGCUAGUGGUGUUCGGGCUGAGCCCAUCGAGGUGGAUUGA